Molecule: messenger RNA, 2545 nt
Organism: Durotheca rogersii
Lineage: Eukaryota; Fungi; Ascomycota; Sordariomycetes; Xylariales; Xylariaceae
Product: putative glucose-methanol-choline oxidoreductase
Exons: 5
Coding region: 1-1890 (629 amino acids)
Biological process (GO): secondary metabolite biosynthetic process
Molecular function (GO): oxidoreductase activity, acting on CH-OH group of donors; flavin adenine dinucleotide binding
Source: RefSeq, a predicted model, not a curated record
AUGCUCAAACCCGCCUUUCUUACGGCUCUCUUCGUGAGCUGGGCGCUCGGCGGCCCGAUAAAAUUCGAUACACAAGGACUUACCGGAUCAUCCUUUGGCAUUCCUGGAGACGACGCCACCUACGACUACGUCGUUGUUGGUGGCGGAACCGCUGGUCUCACUAUAGCCACACGGCUAGUCGAGCAAAAGGCCGGCAGUGUCGCCGUCGUCGAAGCGGGCACAUUCUACGAACUCGGCAACGGAAAUCUCAGCCAGGUGCCGGCUACCGACUAUGUGUAUGUUGGCAAGAGUCCCGACGACUGGCAGCCGUUGGCCGACUGGGGAUACGUGACAACUCCUCAAGCUGGUGCCUACGGUGUCUCUAUACACUACGGUAGAGGCAAGAUGCUCGGCGGGUGUUCAGGUCGCAACUAUAUGGUGUACCAACGCCCCAAUAAACAGGCUAGCAAGAUGUGGGCGGAUGCUGUUGGCGACAGUAGCUACGAGUUCCAAAAGUUCCUCCCUUAUUACCGGAAGAGCGGGAACUUCACUCCUCCCAGGAACCGCCUACAAUUCGACAACGUAACACUCCAGUACGACGCCCAGGUGUUAGCCGAGAACAACCGAAACGGUCCCCUUUCUCUAUCGUUUGCCAACUACGUGCAUGCGUUCGCUACGUGGGCGAGCCAAGGACUUAAACAAAUCGGUAUUAACCCGCGAGAUGGGUUCCAGAGCGGCGAGCUUCUGGGGCACUCUUACAACAUAUUCACGAUCAACGCCGAUACUAUGCUGCGAGACUCCUCGGAGACGUCCUUUCUUCAAAAGGGCCUCGAAUACCCUGAAUUGACCGUCUACCACCUAACUCAGGGCAAGCAAAUUCUAUUCAAAGGAAAAAAGGCUGCUGGCGUUCGGGUUGAUACUAUGGGGACGCAAUACACGCUAUCUGCACGCAAGGAGGUCAUCGUAUCAAGCGGAGUCUUCGGAUCGCCACAAUUACUGCAAGCUUCUGGUGUUGGCCCAGCAAAACUACUCAAGGGGUUAAAAGAAAUCCCCGUCGUCGCGGACCGACCCGGCGUUGGGCAGAACAUGCAGGACCACAUCUACUUCGGGGUGACGCACCGGGUCAACGUGCUGACGACGUCGUCGCUGCUGGACCCGGGGUUCUACGCGGCGCAGACGGAGCUGUUCGUGAACGGGGCGGCGGGGAUGCUGACGAACCCGAACACGGACAUGCUCGGGUUCGAGAAGCUGCCGGAGCGGCUGCGGCGGGGGAUGGCGCCGGCGACGGUGCGCGCGCUCGACGCGCACCCGGCCGACUGGCCCGACGUCGAGUACGUGACGCUGGGGAGCUACCUGGGCGAGGGCAACCACUCGCGGGGCGCGGACCCGCACGACGGGUUCAACUACGCGUCGCUGGCGGUGGUGCUGGGGGCGCCGCGCUCGCGCGGGUCCGUCGCCAUCACCUCGCGCGACACCGCCGUCGCGCCCGCCAUCAACCCCAACUUCCUCGUCGACCGCGCCGACGUCGACGUCGCCGUCGCCGGCUUCAAGCGCGCCCGCGAGUUCUGGCAGACCGACGCCAUGCGCCGCCUCGCCGUCGGCCGCCGCCCCGGCGCCGCCGACGAGGCCUUCCCCGGCCCCCGCGUCGCGACCGACCGCCAGAUCGAGGACGCCAUCCGCAAGAACUUCAACACCAUCUUCCACGGCGCCAGCACCUGCGCCAUGGGCAAGCCCACCGACCCCAUGGCCGUCGUCGACCCCCGCGCCCGCGUGUACGGCGUCGAGGGCCUGCGCGUCGUCGACGCAUCGGCCUUCCCGUUCUUGCCGCCCGGCCACCCGUUGGCCACGGUCUAUGCCUUGGCGGAAAAGAUCGCUUGCGACAUCUCGAGGAACUGCCCCGAGCUGAGAUGAUAAGCAUCGUGGCGCGCGCUUAUGCACCUGUGUCUGGCAUGCAGGCGCAAGCAUGAGCGGACGUGGAUCGUGCAUCUUUUUUCCCUGUUUGUUUUACCUCGCAGUUUGGCCCUCUUCUUUUCCCCAGGGCGGGCUCGUCGUAUUUGUAUGAUCGUGUAUGAAUUUGUAAGGUCUCUGUAUCAGUAGCGCGGGUUCUCACACUUGGCAUCCUCAGGGGGCGGUUUGGCAAGUUCCACACUCACGGCGUGUUGUGUUUUCGAAUACUUAGAUGGACGGCCGUUUUGGGAUAUUUAUGGACUGGUAGAAGAAGAGCCCGGCAAUUCCGCAUUACACACUCCUAGCUCAGCGCUUCAAUUUCUCAACUAUCUGCCUUGUAUACCUAUCGUUUCUCAUCCCGCGUAUGUAUAUGCACUCAUCCUCCAUGUCUCGAGAGUUGUUGUUGCGUGAUAGGCGGGAGCAGCUUCGGGUUUCACCAGGACGUCUCAUCUCUCUUCUGUCGUCUUCUGCGGUAAGCUGACUAGAGCAGUUGAGCAACCAACCUCGAGUCCCUUCGGGUUCUGCUCCCUCUUCUCUCUUCCCGUGCGGCUUAUAAUCCGCGCACGCCUAUCCGUGCGCAUGCAGACCCAUCUAAGUAGGCGUUUAUAAGAGCGUCUGG